AUGACCACCGCGUCCGCCGAACUUUCUCCGGCCUCCGGUACCAACGGUACCUUCGACCCGUCAGCCGUCAAACCUCCAUUCUUCGACAUCAAUGGCAAGAAACCCAUACAUUAUGGCGUGUUACUCUUCCCUGGAUUCCAAGCGCUCGAUGUCUUUGGUCCUCUUGAUGUCUUUAAUUCGCUGUCCAUGCUAUACCACUUCCCCACCAAGUUGACUAUGCUCGCCGCAGACAGCUCUCCGGUAGAGACUUCGCAUCAAAGAGCUGGCAACCAGAUGUUCUCGCAUCCCGAGACGAACGUUUCCCAGAGCUUGAUGGUAGAUCGCACGUUCCAAGAGCAGCUCGACAUUCAACAGGCCGGUGCAUAUGCGGGCGCGCGGGGUGGCGCUAUCGACGUUCUCAUUGUACCCGGUGGUGUCGGUACGCGCAACGACAUGGAUGCCGAAAUUGAGUUUGUAAGGGAAAUAUACCCUAAUCUGAAAGCUCUAUUAUGCGUAUGCACCGGAGCCACCAUUUUGGCUCGCGCUGGUGUUCUGGAUGGCCGACGUGCGACGACGAACAAGCGCGCUUACACAUGGGCGACAAGUACAGGACCAAACGUGAAAUGGGUUGCAGAGGCACGAUGGGUUGUAGAUGGAAAUAUUGUCACGGGAUCUGGUAUCAGCGCGGGUAUAGAUGCGACAUACGCCUUCGUGGGACUGAAUUAUGGUGAGACGAUUGCGCAAGAGCUGGCUGAUAGUGCGGAGUAUGUGCGUUGGACUGAUCCAGAUCAUGAUCCGUUUGCGAAGAGAUGGAACGCCGGCAAUGCGUGA
Alternaria arborescens is the source of this 810-nucleotide messenger RNA. RefSeq lists its product as hypothetical. Lineage: Eukaryota; Fungi; Ascomycota; Dothideomycetes; Pleosporales; Pleosporaceae. The record is from RefSeq and is a predicted model, not a curated record. The transcript has a single exon. Bases 1 to 810 code for a protein of 269 amino acids.